AGUCACGUGACUGCUCUCUGGUAGCUACGGGCUGUGUAAAACAAAAAAGUGGUAUAUAAAAUAUUUGGUUUGCUUGUUUCUCUUUUUAUUGGAACGAUGGAGAUCGGAACAGAGAUCAGCAAGAAAAUAAGAGCAGCUAUCAAGGGCAAGCUACAGGAGCUCGGUGCCUAUAUCGAUGAAGAGCUUCCUGACUAUAUUAUGGUGAUGGUAGCGAACAAGAAAACAUCCCAACAGAUGGCUGACGACUUGUCCCUGUUUUUGGGAAGUAACACCAUUAAGUUCACAGCCUGGUUACAUGGUGUUCUGGAGAAGUUAAGAUCAGUUGCAGUUGAGCCUGGAUCUUCAAAAAAUCAACUAGAGUCAGACGGUGGCAUGUCUGCAGGUAAAAGACGCUCUUCUGAAGGCAGCAGAGUUGAGGAAUCAAAACAGUUGACAGUUUCCAGCUCUCGGUCUGAGGCACGAGUGUCCAGUUCUGCAUAUGAAAACAGGAGGAGCUCUUCAUCAAGGCUUACGUCUGCGGUGAAACCUCUUGUGGAGCCAGUUCCCUCUGAAGCAGUUAUUGAUAUUAAACCAGACAUGGAUGAUGACCUGAUUUCAGAAAAUCAUGUAGAAACAGGAACCAGUUCUAGUCGGACACGCAGUUCAUCAAGCAGACCUAGUAUUGAAAUCUACAGACCAGGUCAAAGCAAGCUGACCUCAGUGAGCUCUGCAGAAUCACACUCCAGACAUGUGGAGAGCAGGAGCAGCAGGUCAUCCAGAAGCAGUGCCAGUAAGCCUGAGGAAUCACGUAAGCGUAAAGCCCCAGUUGCUAGCUCAGUGGUGCGGGUGAGUAGAACAGAUGAGGACAGCGAUGAUGUUGAAGACGAUGACACAAGCUAUGGUAGCAGAGGACUGUCCAGUCGUGUGUCCCUUCCCUCCAAAGCAGAGCGCAAACCUACAUUACCACCAGCUAAGCAAGCAAAUAGGAAUCUGAUUCUCAAGGCCAUAUCGGAAGCCCAAGAUUCCAUCACAAAAACCACAGCUUACCCAUUAAUCCCGCAGCGGCAGACUGUUCCUGUUGCACCUCGUACUCGUUUGUCCACUAGUGAGGAGAUGACAGCGGCUAUUCAGUUGGUCCAGGAACAUCUCCAUAGCUUAGCCCCCCGGUCCUAUGCGUCCUCAGAACUACCUCAAUCAAGAACUGUUCCCCCCAAAUCCUUAGCAUCACGUCUGCAAAUGGAUUCUAGGGAGGGUGGUGAAGCACGGGAGCAAGGGGAAUAUGGCCCUGAUACUCGUUCUUUUAUCAUGAGUAGACCACAACUAGAAGAGCCGUCAGCUGUCAGAACUCUGCAGGACAUCUCAGCUCUGCCUCGCACCGUCCAAUCCGGUAAGGAGCCUGGGGAAUCUGCAAGUCCAAAGUUUAUAGUUACUCUGGACGGCGUGCCCAGCCCAGUGGGAAACUUUACAGGUUUUGAAAUGGACAUGGAUGAUGUCAGACCUCCUCCAAGGGAAGGAGUCAUUGAGAGCAACAGUCAAGCCUCAGUCAGCGUCCUUCAGAGACUGCAAGGAAAUGCGUUGAUUGAUGAUGAAAUUAUCGAUUAUGGAGAAAUGGACACGGAGAACAUCCCAACUAAAAGACAAAAGGUUUCGGAACGUUGCAAGUUCUGGCCAGCCUGUAAAAGUGGAGACGAGUGUCCAUACCAUCACCCCACAACUCAAUGCAAGACAUUUCCCAACUGUAAAUUUGGAGAUAAAUGCCUUUUCAUCCAUCCAAAUUGUAAAUAUGACGCCAAGUGUACAAAGCCCGAUUGUCCUUUCACUCACGUCAGCCGAAGAAGUACAGCUAAUCCUCCACCAAGACCAGUGCCACCAGUACAGACUACUACCGUGUGUCGCUUUUUCCCUCAGUGUAAGAAAAUGGACUGUCCAUUUUAUCACCCAAAGCCUUGUCGCUUUGCUGCACAGUGUAAACGAGUUGGAUGUUCGUUCUACCAUCCCACCACAUCUUUACCACCAAGACACGCACUGAAGUGGACUAAAGCUCAGCCCAGUUAAUCUUCCCCAGAGAAUAAGGAGGAUAAAAAGAGGACUCUUCUGGAUGUUCUUUAUUGUUUUAUUGUAUUGGGAUGAUUUUUUAUGUGUUUUCAUGAGCAAGUUCAUGUCCUAAAAAUAUUAAAAAUGUGCCACACUGACAA
Messenger RNA from Periophthalmus magnuspinnatus, 2174 nucleotides. It is a transcript of the gene zc3h14, whose product is annotated as zinc finger CCCH-type containing 14. The record is from RefSeq and is a predicted model, not a curated record. Gene Ontology annotation, cellular component: cytoplasm; nucleus. Gene Ontology annotation, molecular function: metal ion binding; poly(A) binding. The transcript is spliced from 17 exons. Gene Ontology annotation, biological process: regulation of mRNA stability. Bases 97 to 2034 code for a protein of 645 amino acids. Lineage: Eukaryota; Metazoa; Chordata; Actinopteri; Gobiiformes; Gobiidae.